This is a messenger RNA of Seriola dumerili (greater amberjack), 1297 nucleotides long. RefSeq names its product Ras association domain family member 8 (gene rassf8b). Gene Ontology annotation, biological process: signal transduction. The transcript has 8 exons. Lineage: Eukaryota; Metazoa; Chordata; Actinopteri; Carangiformes; Carangidae. The record is from RefSeq and is a predicted model, not a curated record. The coding region runs from base 1 to 1272 and encodes 423 amino acids.
AUGGAGCUGAAAGUGUGGGUGGACGGAGUGCAGCGCAUCGUGUGCGGGGUCACGGAGUUCACCACAUGCCAGGAAGUGGUCAUUGCUUUGGCACAAGCCAUUGGUCGCACCGGAAGAUAUACUUUGAUCGAGAAAUGGCGGGAGACAGAACGUCACUUGGCUCCAAAUGAAAACCCAGUGGUCUCCCUCAACAAGUGGGGUCAGUAUGCCAGCGACGUGCAGCUCAUCCUCCAACGAACCGGCCCGUCCGUUAGCGAGCGGCCCACCUCUGACGGGCAGGCUCGCGUCCCAGAGCGUGGACUCUACCGGCAGAGCCUGCCACCUCUGGCCAAGCUCCGCCCGUCAGGGACAGACCGCUCGCUCAAACGAAGGGAACCCAAACGGAAGUCUCUGACCUUCACUGGGGGGGCCAAGGGUCUGCGGGACAUAUUUGGAAAAAGCAGAGAUGCUGAAGGUAGAGUGUUUAUAGCAUCUGUACCUGGGAGUCCAGCCAGAGAGCUGAGCCGCCUGGUGCAGCUGCAGAGAGACAAACUGCAGGCCCUGGAGAGCCGUCUGCUGGGCUGUGAGGCUGAGCUGGGAGAAUGGGAGGAGGCCGCCGGCGAGGCCAAUGAAAAUCUGGAGGAGGAGCUGCUGCUUUUAGAGCAGCAGGUGAGGAGGAACGAUGCUGAGAUGGAGGAGGAGGAAUUCUGGCACAACGAGCUGCAAAUCGAGCAGGAGAGUGAGCGGCAACUCCGGCAGCAGCUCGUCGAACUGCAGGCCCGUGUGCGCGACUGCGAGGCCAAGCUUUCAGAGUACUUAGCACGCAUACAGAACAUGGAGACGGGCCUGGAGCAGGAGCGGCUGCAGCAGGAGGCCGAGCUCAACCAGAAGAUCAAUGAGGAGGAGGUGCAGGCCCAGCUGGAGAAAGUGAGGGCAGAGCUGGAAAUGCAGAGCCAACAAACAGCGCGGCUGGAGAGCAGCUGCAGGGCGUUGGAACGCUCACUUGGCCAAUCAGGGAAGAGAUUACAGGAAAAGGAGCAGGAGCUGGAGCAGCUGACAAAAGAGCUACGACAGGUCAACCUGCAGCAGUUCAUUCAGCAGACUGGUACCAAGGUCACUGUGCUGCCUGCUCAACCUACAGAGAACAACAAUGGCACGUACACACACACACACACACACACACAUUCUGGUUCUCUGACAAGACGUGGCUCCUCACGUCUCUUACCCAGCGACCUCCGCGCUCUUCAGACCACCAUCUCCUCCAGCCUCAACCCCGAGGGCAUCUACGUUUGACCCAGGAAACGUUAUUUGGGCAGUA